AUGGGCAAUGUGACGUUCCCUUGUCGCUGUUUCGCGUUCCCAUCCAGUCACUACGAGCUGCUCGUUGGUGAUACAAAGAAACUCGAGUUUUCUGUUAUUUCUGAAAAAGAAUUUUUGCAAAUUCCGGAAAACAUCUCGGCCUGCCAGCCGCUGGAAAUCCUUUUUGAUGAGGAUGCAUUCUGCUACGGACUCGACCUGACGUUGCAAGUACUGUAUAGCCCGGCAAAUGAGAUUGCUACAUCUGAUGACGAGCUGCAUUUCACGAAAGAGUUUCAAGUACCGCUUGCAAAGCCAGUAAAAAUACCGUGCCAGUAUUUGUGUCUUCCUGGUGUCUAUAGGUUCGCUGUGGUUACUGAUGGUCUGCUGGUUAAAGUAAGAUUAUUUUUCGCCAUUUAA
Gongylonema pulchrum is the source of this 396-nucleotide messenger RNA. The record is from the annotation of a GenBank genome assembly. NCBI's taxonomy places the organism in Eukaryota, Metazoa, Nematoda, Chromadorea, Rhabditida, Gongylonematidae.